AUGCUGCACCUCACGGAGCCGCGCCGGGUCCGCGCCGCCGCCGCCGCCGCCGGCCCGGGCCGGGUGUCCUACGCCCUGACGAUCGAAGGGAAGCCGUAUACUGUGCACCUGAAGCAGCAGCUCUUCAUCCCCAGCGAGUUCAGGAUCUACACCUACAACAUACAGGGGUCACUGCUGUCUGAUUUCGCAGCUGUGAAGGCUGACUGCUACUACCAAGGAUACAUUGAAGGUGUCCCGAACUCAGCUGUGACGCUUAGCACCUGCUCCGGGCUCAGAGGGCUGUUGCAAUUUGAGAAUCUCAGCUAUGGGAUUGAGCCGUUGGAUUCCUCAUCUGGAUUUGAGCACCUUGUUUAUCAAAUAAAAAACGGAUCCACCGAAAGGCCACUCUUUGAGAAUGAAUACAUGUUUAGAGAGGGGGAGCAGGUGUCCGGAGAGGUGUCCCGUACCCUGCACAUUGAAUUAGCAGCUGCCAUUAAAUCGGCCAGAUAUCUGGAACUGGCGAUAGUUUUGGACAAGGGUUUGUACAACUACAUGGGGUCAGAUAAGAACGUUGUAACGCAGAAAAUAGUUCAGCUCAUCGGCUUUGUCAAUAGCAUGUUCAGCCGCCUUAAUGUGACAAUUGUUCUGUCUUCCCUGGAGUUCUGGACAGAUUAUAACAAAAUCAUUACAACGGGGGAAGCUAAUGAAUUGCUACAUCGAUUUGUAAAGUGGAAAAACUCCCAUCUUGUUCUGCGGCCCCACGACAUGGCAUAUUUACUUGUGUACAGGGAUCACCCUCGUUAUGUGGGGACGACGUUUGCCGGGAAGAUGUGUGUCAGCAACUAUUCUGGAGCCGUUGCGCUGUACCAAGACGCGGUGACCCUGGAGACCUUUUCCGUCAUUGUUGCCCAGCUGCUGGGGCUGAGUCUGGGCAUGACCUACGACGAUUCGAGGACCUGUCAGUGUUCCGGACCCACCUGCAUCAUGCACAGGAAUGCCAUACUGUUCAGUGGUGUAAAAAGCUUCAGUAGCUGCAGCAUUGGAGACUUUGAAACCUUUAUUACACACAGCGGAGGACACUGCCUUUCUAAUAGGCCGCAUUUGAAUCCGUCCUACAAGAGUCCAACCUGCGGCAACGGUAUUAUAGAAGAUGGAGAGCAAUGUGACUGUGGCUCCUCACAGGAAUGCACACGGAAUAGAUGCUGUACUACGGAGUGUAGAUUAGCAAGAGGUGCGCAGUGUGCUGCUGGGUUAUGCUGCUAUAGCUGUCAGAUAAAAGCAAGGAACAGGAAAUGCAGAGAGAGGGUGGAUAAUCAAUGCGAUCUCCCCGAGUACUGCAACGGGACUUCAGCGUUCUGUCCGGAGGACGUCUUUGUCCAAAACGGGCACAAAUGCGAGCACAACGCCGGCUACUGUUACAAUGGGUAUUGCCAGGCUGCUGACCUCCAGUGCCAGAGAAUCUACGGGAGAGGUUCCAAAAAUGGCCCCGAUGCCUGUUAUGAAGAAGUCAAUAGUCAAACUGAUAGGUUUGGCCACUGCGGAAAUGAUCCAAACAUGGGAUACAAGAGCUGCAGCUGGACGAAUCUCAAGUGCGGGAAGUUAAUUUGUACCUAUCCAAUUCGCGUUCCGUUUAUUCAAGAAAGCACGGCUGUGAUUUACGCUCAAGUGCGUGAGGAUCUGUGCGUGUCUUUAGAUUACAUGCAACCAGCCACAACGAAAGACCCGAUGAUGGUGAAAGAUGGCACGAUGUGUGCUAAUGGCAAGGUAGAGAACUAUGUCAUAAAGGGGUAAAAAGUCAGCCUGUGGACUGCCUGAAUCGGAUGGAUUUUUAGAGGCUUUGACACUGCAGAGUAAACUCUUCCAGUGACUGUAUCCAUGCUGUUGCGUUUGUCACUCACUCCCUCAACGCCCAGGGUCAUUUUUUCCAUACGGCAUAAGCCUAAGUGGUAACUCAGCCCGAGAGAGGUGACCGCGUAGCGGUGUCUCCGGCCACCGCCUUGCUCUGCUUUGGUAACGUCUUUGCAUCUCUGUGCUUGAAUCAUUCUGCUGCUUUGUAAUCCUCGAUAUGACUUGUACCAUAGCAGCAUCAAGUGCCCAAUGUCCCCGUAAAGACGGGUCGCGUGCUGAAAUGCUAAUAGCCUGCGGAAACGUCUUUGAUGGGAGCCCCGCUGCUUGUUUGCUGUCACCAGGGUCCCAGUGUGAGCCUAGCCAGGGUAGGAGUCUGCAAGCCUGUCUAGCCGCUGUGGCAGAGAGUGGCUGCAAAGGGGAGGAAGGGGUGUGCAGGGCCUAUUCAGACCGACCUGUCCCCUGCCCUUC
Messenger RNA from Gavialis gangeticus (Gharial), 2295 nucleotides. Its product is annotated as disintegrin and metalloproteinase domain-containing protein 32-like. Gene Ontology annotation, molecular function: metalloendopeptidase activity. Lineage: Eukaryota; Metazoa; Chordata; Crocodylia; Gavialidae. The record is from RefSeq and is a predicted model, not a curated record. The transcript is spliced from 15 exons. Gene Ontology annotation, biological process: binding of sperm to zona pellucida; cell adhesion; proteolysis. Gene Ontology annotation, cellular component: plasma membrane. The coding region runs from base 1 to 1770 and encodes 589 amino acids.